AUGCCCGAGCUUAACUCAGACGACGAUUUCGAGGUGCGGGAUGAUGAAACUGCUCAGGUUAGCGCAUACUGUGCCGUGUUUGCGCAUGCAUGCUGUGAAAUAUUGGCGUUUGUACCCAGGAUGUAUCUCCAUCCAUGUCCUUGUUUUCAAGACACGGACGACGAGGACGUCGAGUCGGACGAAGAGGAAAAUGCUUCAUCGGACGAAGAAGGGGACGCCGCCGCGGAACUUGAUGACGACGACAGUGCUCCGGAGUGCACGUUCCAUCCCUGUGAGAACUUCAACACCCUCAUGGAGGUGUUUCGCUUCAUCGUGGGCUGCAACAAUGGUGCUGGACUUUCCAACGAAAGCACGGUGUGGCUCCUCAACCUGCUGCGAGACGAGCGUCUCGACCUGGAGCUGACUCGGCACUGGCGCACUCUCUAUGCGGUCAUACGGUUCGGCAUGUCCCUGCUCAUGUCGCAACGCCAGUACGACACCAUCACGUUCACCAUUCCGGGGUGGGAAGGCGAGUUCCAAGUGAUACGUGCAAACGGAAGAGAGGCGUUGAUCGAGAUUCUCGGGAACCCAGAGAACGCGGAAGGGUUCGUGCUGCGACCGCGACAGGUGAACAGUGCGGCCGGGCGGGUCUACACAACGCCCGAAACCGCAUCUUUCUGGGAGCACGCUCAAGUGGCGGCCGAGUUAGAGUAUGGAGCCGGCGCUGUGGUUGUUCCUCUGAUCAUCUCCAGCGACGCCACCAUUCUGAGAGUGUGGGCGGUGUACCUAUCCAUCGCAAACAUCCCGCUUCGGAGGCGGUGGAUGGACUGCGGGAAGCUUCUCCUGGCUAUGCUCCCGUUUCCCCCGGCCACCAUGACUCCCGCGCAGAAGGUGGAGCUGUUCCAGGCUGCCAUGAAAAUCGUGCUCGCAGACCUUAUUGUCGCCAGCCAUGUGCGCAUGGAGAAGAUGUACCCCGACGCUCGCCUUGCUGGCCUGCGCUCUCCAGGGUCCGGCAGCUACUGGGCCAGCGGCGCCAACUUCACAGCCAGCGAGCAUGCGUCAGCGAUGAAGCUUGCGCCGUUUGCGAUAGAGGGCGAGGUGGACGUCGUGUCCAGGCUGGCGCUGGUCACGGUGCUCCAGUGGCACGAGACCCACACGGUCGAGGAUGUGUUCCCACGCGAGGGGGACGGGUGGGACCUGAUAAAGGUCCACCUCCUCACGCACGUGCCUGACGGAGUCAGGAGAGGUGGACUCCCACCUGAGUUCUCUGCGGCCGUGUACGAGAACGCCCACAUCCGCACGUGCAAGCUGCCGUAUAGGACCUCGAACCACCGCCAGUCUCUGCAGGCCAUCGCCGCACGCAACGUGCGCGCUUUGGCGAUGGGGCAGCUGACCUCCGCUCUGCCAGCACGCAGGCGCAACCAGACCGCGCUGACCCGGGCGAUCGCAACGGGCACCCCCCAGCUGACGCUCGCGCGGAGGUCUCUCACUGCGCGGCCUGACCACGAGAGCAGCGCGGCGUCCGUCUUCGACGAUGUCAACAUCGCCGUGGGGGGGCUCCUGUUCCACUACGACACCGUGAUGCGCAACGCCGGCCUGCGGCCGUUUCCGGCGUGGGCGCACACGGCGGUCGCGCUGCCGGCAUUCCCCACCGAUUACGGGCACAUCCGGCCCCACUACGCCCGUGCGGCGGCGUCGCUGCACGGCCACACAGCGUUCUCCUGCGUGGAGUACCUGUCUUCUGCUGGCCGUACCACGUACGGGCGUCUGAUCCUGCUGCUGGAUGCAGAGAGGCCGCUGGACGAUUGCAGCUACGAGCAUGCAGAGGUGGCUGUGCUGCAGCGGCUGAACCAACAGGGGCUCGAUGAGUGCACGGGCUGCCAGGUGCUUGCGCCGCCCUCCCUGUUUCGGGGGCUGGCUGUCGUCCCCAUCGACCGGCUCCAGCGAGCUGUCCACUGCGUCCCUUCAUUCGAGCAGAAGGACACCUGGUUCCUGAACAAGUGGGCAUAUCUGGUGAACCAGGAAAUCACCUAG
Molecule: messenger RNA, 2013 nt
Organism: Closterium sp. NIES-65
Lineage: Eukaryota; Viridiplantae; Streptophyta; Zygnematophyceae; Desmidiales; Closteriaceae
Source: the annotation of a GenBank genome assembly